CCAUAGAUUUUGUAUCGUUAUAAUCUAUCUGUGGUUCAGGAUGAAUUCUAUUUUUUUGGUUAGGACCCCAAAAAUAUUUACAAAUUUUCCUCUUGUCUGCAAAUUUUCUUCAGUAAUUAACAUGUCUUCAAGUAAUUGUAUAUUCUGUGAUAUUGUGUCUGGUACUUCCCCAGCUACAAUCGUUUACCAAGAUUCUGAACUUGUUGCGUUUAAUGAUAUAAAACCUGCUGCAAAGCAUCAUUUCUUGAUCGUGCCAAAGCAACAUUUCGACAGUAUAAAUGUGUUGAAUGCUAGCAAUAUACCUUUAGUGGAAAAAAUGGUUGAUACAGCUAAAAAAGUAUUAGAGGAAUUAGGGGGUGACUUGAACGAUGCUAGAUUAGGCUUUCACUGUCCCCCUUUUAAUACCAUUAAACAUUUACAUCUUCACUGUUUAUCUCCAGUAGGAGAGAUGUCUUUUCUUCAUAAAAUGAUGUUCAGACCGAAUACUUGGUGGUUUUCUUCCGCCGAGCAAACUAUUGAAAAUCUUAAGAGCAAGAUCUAAGAAAUACGAUUUUUUCGAGGGAAAUAGAAGAAAAUAUGGAUGAAACCUGAGAUGUAACCACCAGAUGAAAGCUUCAUCUGGUGGUCUCCAAACACAUUUAGUAUUGCACUGGUUAUUAUCUUUGUGCACUAUAUACUGGUAUUUAAGAGAAAGAGCUACUAUACUAUACUUACAUGCAUAUAUAAAUUUUGCAUUAAUAUACCUUAUUCAUUA
Coccinella septempunctata (seven-spotted ladybird) is the source of this 754-nucleotide messenger RNA. RefSeq names its product histidine triad nucleotide-binding protein 3-like. The record is from RefSeq and is a predicted model, not a curated record. Lineage: Eukaryota; Metazoa; Arthropoda; Insecta; Coleoptera; Coccinellidae. Gene Ontology annotation, molecular function: catalytic activity. The transcript is spliced from 4 exons. Bases 41 to 541 code for a protein of 166 amino acids.